AUGCUCAUGUGCUUUGAUACUGGCAUGCGCAUGGCACCCGCUCCGCCAGAAUCGUGGGAUGCUCACCGUGUGUUUUUCUAUUUUUCUGCGCGUAGCUCUGGUAUAGGCUAUGCUACCGUACAGCACCUCGCACGGCGCGGUGCAAAGGUCUAUAUGGGCGCACGGAACCCAGAUCGCGCGAAGGCGGCGAUUGAGAGGAUGCAGGCUGAGGGUUUAGGACCUGGCAAUGGCCAAGUCUUGUACGUGAACGUGGACUUCACCGAGCUGACCGUCGCGAAGCAGUCUGCGGAAAACUUCAUGCAGCUGGAGACGAGGACUGAGCAGCUGCAUACAGUGAACAGCGCGGCACAGUUGCUCGUUCCUUAUGCCAAAUCGCACAAUGACAUCCAGGACAUUGUGAUGGUCAACUACCUCAGCCCCACAAUAUUCAUCCGUACGCUCAUGCCGCUGCUCAAGCAGACCGCUAUAGAGCCGAACGGCGACGUGCGGAUUGUUGAGGUUUCCUCAGAUGGCCACGAGACAGUUGCUAAGACCGUCCGCUUCCGCAACAUUGACGAUUUCAACGUCAGCCUGGGGGCCUCUGACUCGAUGCUUGCCCGACAUCUCAGAUACUGCCUCAGCAAGUUGAUGGGCAUACUCCAUAUGAAGGAGCUGCAAAGACGGUUGGAUAGUGAAGGUGUCCCGAUUAUUGUGCUGUCUGUUCACCCCGGGAUCGUCAACACAGAGGGUGUGCAGGCAUUCGCACACUCGGUCGGGCCUAUCCUGUCUCCAAUAUUCAGCCUCAUCGCGCGAGCGUGCUUUUCAUCUCCCACGGAGGGCGGUUACAGCCCCUCGUUCGCUGCAGCGGCACCCGUCGUACGCGCAGAGGCGGAGAAGUACAGAGGAGCGCAUAUCGUGCCGCCGGGGAAGCUUGGGCGGGCGAGCGCUCUGGCGGAGGAUCACGAGCUGGCGAAGGAGCUGUGGGACACGACGGAGAAGAUCCUGCAAGACAAUGGCAUGCAGUAUAGCUAUCAUUCGAGCGUCCACGAUGCGUUAUAA
Messenger RNA from Sparassis crispa, 1038 nucleotides. RefSeq lists its product as uncharacterized. Bases 1 to 1038 code for a protein of 345 amino acids. Lineage: Eukaryota; Fungi; Basidiomycota; Agaricomycetes; Polyporales; Sparassidaceae. The transcript has 8 exons. The record is from RefSeq and is a predicted model, not a curated record.